Messenger RNA from Megalobrama amblycephala (Wuchang bream), 1809 nucleotides. RefSeq lists its product as uncharacterized. The record is from RefSeq and is a predicted model, not a curated record. The transcript is spliced from 8 exons. Lineage: Eukaryota; Metazoa; Chordata; Actinopteri; Cypriniformes; Xenocyprididae. The coding region runs from base 470 to 1612 and encodes 380 amino acids.
UGUUAUCAAGAGUCAGGCUGUGAACUUAUUUUAAUAUCACUCAAGCAAUUUCCAUUUAAAUUGUUUAGAUCCAUGGAAAAUGUUAAUUAGGUAAAAACAACAUAUGGGAAUAACUUCAUCAUGAAUCAAAACCGCUGAACCCGUGCCACUUGACUGACAUUCAAAUGCAACUUCCUUAAGACAUACCCUAUAUUCAUUUAUUUAUAAUUAAUGUACAUAUUUUUAGUUAAACGAUCAAAGUAAACCACGGUGCCAUGCAAAUGAAGCUGCAGAAGACCCAAUGACAUUUUGCCAUGCAUCAUGAUGUACCAACAGCUCAGUUAACCACAUUUUCCGGAGGCAGGUGCUAUUUGUAAACGAAGCCCAACCUAUGGGGAGGAGCCUCCCUUUGUUCUUCACAUUUGCUAUAUACCAAUUGUCAUUUAUACAUGCAGAUAUAUGAACAAGUAUCUUGAAUGAAUGCCAAAACAUGUUUCUGAUUCCUGUGAUGCUGCUUUUACAAUUAGGAUCCCAAGACACUGUAAGAAGUAUGAGUUCUGAAAUCCAGCGUGCAAUUAGGAAUGCAAGACUCCAAGAACCUUUUACUUUAAAUUGUACCUACAACUGUUCCAGUGGAUUCACUCGUGGUUACUGGAAAUUGGAAGAAACUCCAGUAUGCAGAAAGUGCCGCUGGGAUCAGAAAACAUUAACAUUAGGAGACAUGUGCACUGUCAGCUUAUACACACCUCAUCUAAUUAUUGAGCAAACGCAUUAUAACUAUUCUUGCUUUUCUGAAGAGAGUGACAAACCGGGCCUUCCUCGUAAAACAGAGCUACUGGUAAUUCUGCAAGUUCACGAUGAAUUCAAAGAACAAGUAACACCUCCUAAAGGACUAGCUGGUCCAUCUUUGAGAGUAAAGACGUAUAGGGGUCAGACAGAGUCAGAUGAGGUACUUGCACCAUUUUCCACCAUUGAAAUUAUAGCAGGAACCUCACUCAUGCUUCACUGUGUUGCCACUGACAUCAAACACUGUGAGGUGCAGUGGGUCAGAGAAAACGGUACCCUUCCUUUAACCCAAAAAAAUGACAGUGUAGUAGAGUGGAGUGAAAUCACAGCAGAGGACAGUGGACGAUACAGGUGCCAAACCAAAGGGACUUGCACUCACCAGGCAUUCACUGUGGAUAUAGAGGUUAACACAUUAGAUGGAUUCACCUGGGCCAAGGUCUUCGCAGCUUUUGCAGUGUCUGCAGUGGUUGUCCUGACGGCCCAUCUGGUGUAUCUGUGCUAUAGAAGAGGGUGUAAGAUAAUGGAUUCCACUAACAUAGUCCAUGAAAGGGUUCCAUCCAGAAAUGCUGUGGUGAUAAGGCCAAUUGCUCUAGACAGCCAGAGUGAUCAUGAAGUCCCUUAUGCUGACAUUGUGAUUUCUGUGAGGGGAUCCAGCAAUCCGGAUAUAUCUGACACCUUAAACCAGACUUCAAAAAACCAAAGACCGAGAUGGAGGGAUGAGACCAGAGCAGGGCUACUGCAUGCUUCAGCUGACAGACUGCACAUCCGCUCUAAAGAGGUCACUAGAAAAUUAAGCACAACGUCUGAAUAUGCUGUAAUUACCUACUCCUGCGAGGCUCUUAGUUAGUUACUUCAAAAAUUGCAUCUCUAAUUAAAAAAAUAGAAGGCAAAAUGUGAAAAUCUUGAAUAGCUGUCUUCACAAUUUUUGUUAACUGCAAUUAAAAACCUUUAAACUUUGAAUGCUUGUGUAAAUGUAUUUGUAUGUCAUGAUUUUAUAUUCUUGGAGGAAAUAAUUACUGUAUUAUAUUUGUUUUGCAACUCAUA